AUGAUUGUCCAAAUCUCUCAGCACACCAAUCUCUACUCUGCCCAGGAACUGGGGGAUCCAAUCAGGACCAGCCCUGAAGAGAUUGAAAAGUUCCUGUCUAUGUUACUUUUCAUGGGUGUUUUCAACUUCCCAGCCAUAGAUGACUAUUGGCACUAUGAGUUACGUUUCAGUGUGAUAGCUGAUACAAUGCCAAGGAGAAGAUUCAAGCUGUUACGCCGGUACAUUCACUUCAAUGAUAAUCAGCAGUGCGAUGGCAGUCCAGACCGGUUCUACAAAAUUCGCCCCCUUUUUGACAUGCUUCGCCAGCAGUGUCUUCUGAUCCCAUCAACUUACCAGCACAGUGUGGAUGAGGUCAUGGUGGCAUUUAAAGGCACAAGAGCUGGCUCUCUCCGUCAGUACAUCGCCAACAAGCCAGAUAAGUGGGGCUUCAAGUUGUUCUGCAGGGCCAGUUCACCUGGCAUCAUUCAUGACCUGCUGCUGUAUCAGGGUGCAUCCACUUUCUUCAACAUUACUCUAACUGAGCAGGAGGAGGCGCUGGGUCUAGGGGCCAAACUGGUAACAACGUUAUGCAAAACUAUACCACUGCCCUGUCUUUCAGUUGUGCUCUGUGACAACUACUUCACCAGUUUUGACUUGAUCCAGAACCUGCAUGGAAACCUGGGCCUCAGAUGCAUUGGCACUGUCCGACCAGACCGCAUGGGUGGAGCAACCUUGAAGACGGACAAAGAGCUGAUGAAGGAAGGACGUGGAGCUUUUGACUACAGGUCUACUGAAGGGGUGAUAGCAGUGAAAUGGGUUGACAAUAAAUGUGUUAACCUGCUUAGCAAUGCCUGUGGGAUCGCACCUGUUUCCUCUGUCAAACGGUGGAGCAAAGAGGCCAACACAAAGAUUGCCGUCCCGUGCCCAUCACUCAUUCCUGCCUACAAUCAGCAUAUGGGAGGCAUUGAUCUCUCUGACAUGCUGGUGCACUUGUACAAGACCCCAGCGAAAUCAAGGCGAUGGUACUUUCCCCUUUUUGGAUACAUCCUUGACCUGUGCAUCUCAAAUGCCUGGCUUAUCUACAAGAGGGACUGCAGUCUCCUGAACGAAACACCGCAGCCUCUCAAAAUGUUCCGUCUGGCAGUUGCCCACACUUUGGCACAAGUCAACAAGCCACCAUCCAAAAGCCUGGAGUUCGAGUUCUGA
Messenger RNA from Sardina pilchardus (European sardine), 1185 nucleotides. RefSeq names its product piggyBac transposable element-derived protein 3-like. Bases 1 to 1185 code for a protein of 394 amino acids. The record is from RefSeq and is a predicted model, not a curated record. The transcript has 2 exons. NCBI's taxonomy places the organism in Eukaryota, Metazoa, Chordata, Actinopteri, Clupeiformes, Clupeidae.